This is a messenger RNA of Theobroma cacao (cacao), 1690 nucleotides long. RefSeq names its product metal tolerance protein A2. Lineage: Eukaryota; Viridiplantae; Streptophyta; Magnoliopsida; Malvales; Malvaceae. Gene Ontology annotation, biological process: zinc ion transmembrane transport. Gene Ontology annotation, molecular function: zinc ion transmembrane transporter activity. The record is from RefSeq and is a predicted model, not a curated record. Gene Ontology annotation, cellular component: plasma membrane; vacuole.
CUAGAGAGAGAGAGAGAGAGAGAGAGAGAGAGAGGGAGAGAAUAUAUAAAAAUAACGGCAAAAUUGUGGAGCUAAAAGCAUAGGGCUACUCCAAUCUCUGUCUUCAAUCUAUAAAUAAAUUGUUACUAUACUAAAGUAAUUUAUUCCAGCCUCUGUUUCUCCUGGAAUAAAUUGCUCCUCCCAUCUUUCUUCUUUUUGGCAUUUAUUGCAACGAACCCCUCAAUCUGGUGGAGCCAUUGCCACUGGCUACUUUCAGAACCUCUACGGUUCCUCUAAUUAAAGGGAUUUAGUUUUCGAAGAAGGUUGAGUAAUUGAAAUCGAGGAGGAGGAGCAACUACGGAAGAUGGAAGUGCAAAAUUCUGAACAAUGCAACAUAAUUGAAAUUCGUGGAGAUGUGCCAGCUGCAGAGACAAGCCUGGGUGGUAGUACGAUUUGUGGAGGUGCAGCAUGUGGAUUUUCUGAUGCUCAAACCAGUUCUAAAGACACAAAGGAACGUGCAGCCUCUAUGCGGAAACUUUUGAUGGCAGUAGUGCUCUGCAUUGUCUUUAUGAGCGUAGAAGUAGCUGGAGGAAUUAAAGCCAACAGUCUUGCAAUCUUAACUGAUGCAGCUCAUCUCUUGUCAGAUGUUGCAGCCUUUGCCAUCUCCUUGUUCUCUCUUUGGGCAUCAGGGUGGGAGGCAACUCCACGUCAAUCUUAUGGAUUCUUUAGGAUUGAAAUUCUUGGUGCCCUUGUGUCCAUCCAGAUGAUAUGGCUUCUAGCUGGCAUCCUUGUUUAUGAAGCCAUAGCUAGACUUAUCCAUGAUAAUGGCGAAGUUCAAGGGUUUCUCAUGUUCGUGGUUUCUGCGUUUGGUUUAGUGGUUAAUAUUGCUAUGGCUCUCUUGUUGGGUCAUGAUCAUGGUCAUCACCAUCACCAUGGCCAUAACCAUAAUCAUGGCCAUGGCGGGAAUGAUCACAACCACCAUGAUCACAGUCAUAGCCAUGACAAUGAAACACAUAAUCAUGGAUUAAGUAUAACUUCUCACCAUCAUCAUCACGGCUCAAAUUCUAAACAUGAUGAGCAUCAUCAUACUCAUGAAGCUGACCACACCGUGCCUCUGAUUAAGAACUACUCAGAUUGUGAAAAGAUAUUAGAAAGUGGAGCACCUCGGAAGAAGGAAAGAAACAUCAAUGUACAAGGGGCUUAUCUUCAUGUCCUAGGGGAUUCCAUUCAGAGUGUUGGAGUGAUGAUUGGUGGAGCAAUUAUUUGGUAUAAACCGGAGUGGAAAAUUAUUGAUCUGAUAUGCACCCUUGUGUUCUCCAUUAUUGUGCUUGGAACUACCAUCAGGAUGCUGCGAAAUAUUCUGGAAGUUCUCAUGGAGAGCACUCCCCGUGAAAUUGAUGCCACAAGGCUUGAGAAGGGUUUAUGUGAGAUGGAUGAGGUUGUUGCCAUACAUGAACUGCACAUUUGGGCCAUAACUGUUGGUAAGGUGUUAUUAGCUUGCCAUGUCUUAAUUAAGCAUGAAGCUAAUGCUGACAUGGUAUUGAACAAGGUUAUAGAUUAUAUCAGGAGAGAAUACAAUAUUAGUCAUGUGACUAUUCAAAUAGAGCGCCAGUAAUCCAUAAGGCAGUAAGUUUUGUAAUUUUACUGUUGUUGGCUGGUUUACUUUUAAGAGUUCAAUUCAUUGGCAAUUAAAUAUAGCAUUAGCUCUAUA